UAUAUGUACUGGACUAUGAAGCAGCAGUUAGCCCAUCACACAGUCAACGGCUGUAACGUCAGACCUGGAGACCUGCUGGCCUCAGGAACCAUCAGUGGACCGGAUCCAGACAGUUUUGGUUCUAUGUUGGAGUUGUCAUGGAAGGGUUCUAAGACUGUGGACCUGGGAGGAGGAGAGACAAGAACCUUCCUAAAGGAUGGAGACGAGGUCACUCUUACAGGUUACUGUGAGGGGAGUGGGUAUAGGGUGGGUUUCGGACCGUGUGCGGGGACCAUUCUACCAGCCCUGUAACCUUGACAAUCAUCCACCCUCAAUGUCUCUUCCAUCCUGGGGGGAGUAAUGUUGUUACUGAAGUCCUUUAAAAGGGACAAUCCGGGAUUUUAAAUACAACAAAUCAGUCGGAUGGAUGUACGUACCAAUCCAGGAUUGACCCUUUAAAUUUUCAUUGAGGAUUAUGGUUUAUCAUUCUAAAGUAUUGUUGCCAAAAGCAGUGUUAUAUUCCAUAAUGUUGUAACUAUGUGGUUUGGGACCUGACAUCUAAAAACUAUAGAUGUUUAAACCCUCCUGUAACUAUGUGGUUUGGGACCUGACAUCUAAAAACUAUAGAUGUCUAAACCCUCCUGUAACUAUGUGGUUUGGGACCUGACAUCUAAAAACUAUAGAUGUUUAAACCCUCCUGUGACUUUGUGUUUUGUCUUCAUCCUAUUGACUUACUGAGUGACAUCUUUAUGGUGUAAAAUACUGUAGGUAAAAUCUGUGCAAAAGUACCAUAAAAUGCAUUAUAAUCUGGCAGUAUAAUUUAAUUUGACACUUUUCUUGAACAAUGUGCGUUAUGAAAAGGUGAUUAUUUAACUAGAGUUUAAUUAACUGAGCGAUUCAUAAAUAUAGUUACCUUUUUAUUUUGCACUUUGCUGAAGUGGCAUAUUAAAACAGAUUCCUUUGCACAGAUUUGAAUAUUGUUGCACCAUGAAUAUAUUGCCCACUGUCUAGUACCCCUUACCUCACGAGUCAGGCCUGGCGUUCUCUUUUAGGAAAUAUCUGUAAUAUUAUUUUACUAUGUUGUUGGCAUAUCUAAUCAAUAAAGCUGUAUUCAUGUG
Molecule: messenger RNA, 1097 nt
Organism: Salvelinus fontinalis (brook trout)
Lineage: Eukaryota; Metazoa; Chordata; Actinopteri; Salmoniformes; Salmonidae
Product: fumarylacetoacetase-like
Biological process (GO): L-tyrosine catabolic process; homogentisate catabolic process; L-phenylalanine catabolic process
Molecular function (GO): fumarylacetoacetase activity
Source: RefSeq, a predicted model, not a curated record